Molecule: messenger RNA, 1598 nt
Organism: Durusdinium trenchii
Lineage: Eukaryota; Dinophyceae; Suessiales; Symbiodiniaceae
Source: the annotation of a GenBank genome assembly
AGCCACUGAGCUCAUCGACGUCCGAACUUGCGCGGAACGCGGAACCGCCGAGCCCAGCGAUGCUGCCGUGCCGAGCCCAGCCGGUCAAAGAGCUCUACAGCCGUCGGCUGCGGGACGCCGUACUCGCGCCGGUGGGGCCGGAGCGACGGUGCUUACGGCUCGUGCAUAUCAGUGAUACGCACGGGAGCUUCUAUGAUGUCCCGGAGGGAGACAUCCUCAUCCAUAGUGGCGACUUCAGCAACUAUGGGCUCCAGCAUGGCCUGGAAGAGGUCGAGGCCUUCGUGUCGUACUUCAAGUCGCUUCCGCAUCAGUACAAGGUUUUAGUGCCCGGCAACCACGAGCUCUACAUGGACCGUUUGCCUUUGGAGCAGUUGCGUGAGAUGUUGGGCUGCACACCAGGCAGCAACCGCUUCUUGCUGGUGGAUGAAGAGGUCACUAUUGAGGGCAUCAAGUUCUACGGCUCUCCCUGGACUCAGUGCAGCAUGGCCUGGGCGGCGACCACCGAGACGAGCCGUGCGGAGCGCUGGCGUCACAUCCCGGAGGACACCGACGUGCUCGUCACGCACAUGCCACCCUACAAGAUCUUCGACCUGGCCUGGCAGCCGGAUGGGAAGUUCUACCACUGGGGCUGCCAAGCAUUGCUGAAGCGCAUCGGCCAGGUCUUGCCAACGCUCCACUGCUUCGGCCACGUGCAUGACGAGGUCGGCCGCAAGAAUUUGAGUUUUGGCGCUGACCUGGAGGUGAUGUUCUCCAAUGCCGCGUUUGAUUUGAAGCGGACGGCCAACCUCUUCGAUUUCCAUGUGCCGGUUGAACCUCCUGCAGUCAUGGCCCCUCCCGCUGCCGCUGUGGACCCGCCUGCAACCAUGCCCGCCACGGUGGGCUACCUGCAGGUGACCGGCCAAGACUUGGUCCUGGAUUUGGAUGCUGAGGACCCUGCACAAGAGACCGUUUUCCUCUGGAAACGAUUGCCUGCCAAUCGGCCCAACCAGCUUUGGCAAUUGCAUCAGAUCGGCGACGAGCACAGCUGCCGCUAUGGGAUCCGUUCGAUGUGCAAUGGCCAGCUCUUGCAACGCAUCGGCGACGGGCUGAAGGCCAGGAGGAGUGAGUUUGGCGACGCGAUGACUUGGGCUGAAGAUGGUGUUGUCUUAGACCACAACGGCUGCACCUUGGUCUGCCCGCGGCGCCUGCGGAGCGGGCAGCUGCUGGAGAUUGCGCCUGUUCCACAUGAGGAGGCCUUGAAGCUCGAGUUUCUUCCGGUGGAAUGCUUUUAGGCCAACUCCGGUGCCCCGGGCCCCGGCUUUGUGAAGCGGGGCGUUGUGAAGCGGGGCGUAAGCGCGGUACCCUGAAGAUCAGGGCGCUGGAAGAGCUGAAAGACACUGGUUGAGCCAGUUGGAUGAUGUUGGAUGAAAGGAAGUGGAAAAGAUGGACUGGUCAUGUUGAUUGGUUUUGAUGUUAUCCAACCCUGAAUGGUUUGAAGAUUUGAAGACGAUCCAGGUUGUACAGCAAGGUUGGCUUGUGCAGCACCGCUGACCACCCUGGCUGCUGAAUCUCCAGAGAAGAGCCUUUUCUCAGAGCUGUGAGUGCGCAUGCGCGCAGCC